GAGCAGUAGCCUUUGUAAUACUACGUUGCUAAGGAGUAAGGCUAAGGCCCAGCACGCAGAAAGUCAUCGAGCAGCUCGGCGGAGGCGGCCGCCGGAGACCAAGAAGAGGCCGAUCCGACCCUGAGAGCUCGCGGCCAUGGGUGAGGAAGCGGCCGUGCCCCCCGCCGUGGCGGCAGCGGCGGCCGCGAGCGCCCCGGCGCACGUGCUCCUGAUAUGCUUCCCGGGGCAGGGCCACGUGAACCCCAUGCUCCGCCUGGCGAAGCGCGUCGCGGCCAAGGGUCUCCUCGUGACCUUCUCCUCGGUGGCCAGCGUGGGCGCGAGGCUGGUGGCCGCCGCGGGGGUGUCGGCCGGCGGCGACGGCGUGCCCGUGGGCCGGGGCCGCGUCCGGUUCGAGUUCCUGGAGGACGGCGACCCCGGGCCGGACCUGGACGACCUCAUGCGGCACCUGGAGACGGCCGGGCCCCCGGCGUUCGCGGCGCUGCUGCGGCGCCAGGCGGAGGAGGGGCGGCCCGUGGCGUGCGUGGUGGUGAACCCGUUCUUGCCGUGGGCGAGCGACGUGGCCGCCAGCGAGGGGAUCCCGACGGCGGUGCUGUGGGUGCAGUCGUGCGCGGUGUUCUCGCUCUACUACCACCACGUGCACGGGCUGGUGGAGUUCCCGCCCGAGGACGACCCGGCGGCGCGGUUCCGGCUCCCGGGCCUGCCGGAGAUGUCCGCCGCCGACGUGCCGUCGUUCCUGCUCCCGUCCAACCCGUUCAAGCUCCUCGCCGACGCGAUCAUCACGCAGUUCCGCACCAUCGGGCGCGCGUCGUGGGUGCUGGUGAACUCGUUCGCGGAGCUGGAGGCGGACGUGGUGGCGGCGCUCCCCGGCGUGACGCCGCGCCCGCCGGAGCUCAUCCCCGUGGGGCCCCUCAUCGAGCUCCAGCAGGGGGAGGAGGACGACGCGGUGCGCGGGGACCUGAUCAAGGCCGCGGACGACUGCGUGGAGUGGCUGGACGCGCAGCCGCCGCGGUCCGUGGUGUACGCGUCGGUGGGCAGCGUGGUGGUGCUGUCCCCCGGCGAGGUCGCGGAGAUGGCGCACGGGCUGGCGUCCACGGGGCGGCCGUUCCUGUGGGUGGUGCGGCCGGACACGCAGCCGCACCUGCCCGCGGGGUUCCUGGACUCCGUGUCCGGGCGCGGCGCGGUGGUGCCGUGGAGCCCGCAGGACCGCGUGCUGGCGCACCCGUCGACGGCGUGCUUCCUCACGCACUGCGGGUGGAACUCGACGCUGGAGACGGUGGCGGCGGGGGUGCCCGUGGUGGCGUUCCCGCAGUGGGGUGACCAGUGCACGGACGCGAGGUUCCUGGUGGAGGAGCUCGGGAUGGGCGUGCGGCUGCGGGCCGCGCCGGCGGGGCUGCGGCGGGAGGCCGUGCGGGACGCCGUGGAGGCCGCCGUGGCGGGGCCCCGCGCGGGGGAGAUGCUGGCGAGCGCCAGGCGGUGGAGCGCCGCGGCCAGGGCCGCCGUGGCGCCAGGCGGGUCCUCGGACGCCCACGUCCAGGCGUUCGUGGACGAGGUGGCGCGGCGAGCGUGUGGCGGCGGAGCGGCUAAGGCCCGGGCCCAGGCGCAGGCGCAGCAGCCUCCUCCAGCCGUCGUCGCAGAGGCCUAGCUGAGCUGAGCCUGAGCCGCAGCUCGCGUCGAGACCUGAUCUCGGAGAGAGGGUGCUAGUGCUAGCUAGGGUGGUAAACCGUAAACCACGCGUGGCGGUAAAAGAUGAACAGUAAAUAAUCGCGUGGCUACCGCGAAUCUCAUUUCGUUUUCACGGUUUGUUCAAUUCGAUUCCGACCAGAUUUUGUGUGCUCUA
Molecule: messenger RNA, 1837 nt
Organism: Panicum hallii
Lineage: Eukaryota; Viridiplantae; Streptophyta; Magnoliopsida; Poales; Poaceae
Product: gallate 1-beta-glucosyltransferase-like
Exons: 1
Coding region: 137-1642 (501 amino acids)
Molecular function (GO): UDP-glycosyltransferase activity
Source: RefSeq, a predicted model, not a curated record